AUGUGCUACAAGGAAACCCGGCAUUGGAGCUGUAACUGUUCGCCCGCAGUCUACUACAACACCUGCAAGGAGAACCCCUUCAAGAGCGUCGAGCUAUGUUAUGUCUUCCAGAAGCUCCAGAGCUCCUCGGGAGUCCCAUGUAACGACUGUACCGUCUGGCCUACCCCGCCAUCGUCCCCGUCUGCCCGCAUCCGCCAACUCAAGGAUGUCUUUGAGUCUCGUGCUGACGCUGUCAAGAACCCCGCCCCGACCCAUGACUGUGCCCGAGGAGUUCGACAUCGCCGGGAUUCAGUUGGCAAGCUUGACGAGAAGUGUACCGAAUGCAGGAUCUGGGGCCUCCCUUGCGACUUGAAGGAACCUCACUGUAGUCAUUGCCUCCGGAAUGGAACUGUCUGUGAAACCGCUAGGGAAUGGCUAGGAAGGGUUAGUGGGAAGAGUCCGACUAAAAGCCGAUCUUCGUCCAUAUCUGCUCCAGAACCUCCUAUCGAUAUCCCAGCCGAAGACCCCACCAUUUGUACCAUCCAAACGACCAAUGUUCAAAACGCCAGCACCGAACUUCAGCAACUCAUCGAUGGCACCGUACCGCCCCCGAAUAUGGAAGACUACUCUAUUCACCAUAAGGCAACCGACGAAAGCUUGGCAGAUCUUAAGAAGAACAUUCGUGGAUUGAGGGCUGCUCUUACACUACUUGAAACUGAGAAGAAGGAGGCUAGCGAGGAACCGGAAGUUAUCAGCAAGCCGGAACCCGUCAAUGGCGUCCAGGACUUCACCAGUUUACCGGAAUUUAUGGACUUUUAUAUCGACAGACGCAAGGAUAGACUCGGCUGGCAGGAACAAAACGUCGACUACGGCUACAACAAUGUCGACUUCGACGUUUGUCCCCUGGAUGAUUCGCCUUCGCCUUUUAUUAAACAGGACGAAUCCUCGCCUAUGCCCUUUUCUUCGGAUGAAAUCGUCAUGGAAUCGACCCCGGUAGAAUCUUUCUUACCCGAGGAAGAACUAUCCGUACCGCAAGUACCACUCGUUAAUGAUCUCAAAUUCAGGAAAUCCCUAAACGACCUAAACACAACAAGCCGAAAGGUUCGUACUGCAGCUCAACAGGCAUACAGGAAACUGAAAGCCGUAGCUCGGAGCAGGAAGGCCUCACACGCCUUCAGACGCUUCGUUGAGUCGCUAGGAAGUUUGGAUAAUAUCCUGAGAAUUGGCUCCCAGACAUUUGAGAUGCUUCUUGACCAACAAACUCCACACUCUUUGAUCGAAAUCUACUGCUUCCUUCACUUCGCAUACGCCAUGUCCCAAGGUGAUACGGACCUCCUGCCCAAGUCUAGCGAGAGAGAGUUCCAAAAGGGUCUCCUUGUUUUCAGGUCCUGCCUUCCAUCUACCCCAGACGAUGAUGGAAACAGCCAAAGGGAUAUCUUUGAUGAGAUUGCUCAUCAUAUGGCACAUGAAUUGGAAUGCGCUUUGAGGUGGGCGAAGAAGCAAAAUUUGACCCCAACAAGUUUCCAAGGAUUGAGCUUGGAGGAUGUCUUGAGACUUCACUCCCAGCGAGAAGAUUCUUGCAAGGAUGUCAAUGAUGCCGUAAAUGCCGCCAUGAUGCACGGUCAAAACCUGACUAAGGCUACACUUUUUGGUUCUGCUCCUGAAUACUCUUGCAACGCUAUGGCUAGUUGGAAAGACGUACAAUCACUGAGAGUCUUCAACGGCAUCUCAGGAUUUUUGACUGGCUUAAACCGUUAUGGGUCACCGUUUAAAGUUUUCACUGGCGACUUCUGCAAAUCUAUUGCUUCUGGUAUCUACAAACACCCGCUUUACUCGAAGUCUUUCCGUCACUACAAUCGACUGUUUGAUGCCGAUGAAAUGCGAGAUGCCAUCAACAAUGGAGUUAUCUGCAACUUCGACCGCAAACUGAUCGCCCAUAGCCCCGUUGCUAAGGUUUUGGAUACAUCUUUGGAAAUGCUCGAUCUUGGAUCAUUGAUCACUCUCGAAGACUUUGUUGAAUAUGCCCGCGGACUUCUCUUGGUUGCCCUUCUUCCUUUCUGCGUAGCCAAGCUCGUUGAAGAAGAACUCAUUACCAGGUCCCAACAGCUUGUUCAACACCUUCCAGGAAAUCUUCUUCGUAGAGUUCAAUGGCCCGAGGGUAUCAUUGCCCCUGUCAAACCCGCUAUGGAAGACAACGAAUACGAUGUUGUCAACAUGGCACAGCCUACUCUUAUGGAUCCCUACUACCCAACUGUCUCUGCUCAAUACUCACCAUCCCACCACUCUUCUGUCGAGCCUAUGGAAUACGAAAUGUAUUCUUCGACUCCUGAGAGCACCCACAGCACUAUCCACUCCCAUGCUGAAACCAUGUCUACUCCUCAUACUUCUUCCUGCAGUGAAGAAGGUGAUUCCCCCAAAUGCAACGCCUCUCCUUCUACCCCAUCCCUCGUUUGUCCAACUUGCCAAAAGACCUUCACAAACAAAUCAAACCUCGCGCGUCAUGAACGUACCAAGCAUACUCCUGGUGCUGCUGGUUCUAAGAAGCAACUCAGAUGCCCAAUUCCAGGCUGCAAGACUAUGCUCGGUUCUGCUCGUGCGAAGGAAAAUAUGCGAACACAUUUGAAGAAGAAGCAUGGCAUCGAACGACCGGGGAUGGAAGAAGUUAGAUGGAGAGUUGACGUUAUGGGGUGUGUAUAA
This is a messenger RNA of Orbilia oligospora ATCC 24927, 2676 nucleotides long. RefSeq lists its product as uncharacterized. Gene Ontology annotation, molecular function: zinc ion binding; DNA-binding transcription factor activity, RNA polymerase II-specific. The coding region runs from base 1 to 2676 and encodes 891 amino acids. Gene Ontology annotation, cellular component: nucleus. The transcript has 3 exons. NCBI's taxonomy places the organism in Eukaryota, Fungi, Ascomycota, Orbiliomycetes, Orbiliales, Orbiliaceae. The record is from RefSeq and is a predicted model, not a curated record. Gene Ontology annotation, biological process: regulation of transcription by RNA polymerase II.